UCGCAGCUCCCGACUGAGCUGCGCCUGCGCAACUCAUUGGCGCCAAGAUGGCGAUGGAGAUGAGGCUUCCAGUGGCUCGCAAGCCUCUUAGCGAGAGACUAGGCCGCGACACUAAGAAACAUCUAGUGGUGCCGGGGGAUACAAUCACUACGGACACAGGAUUCAUGCGGGGCCAUGGAACGUAUAUGGGAGAAGAGAAGCUCAUUGCAUCUGUUGCUGGCUCUGUGGAGAGAGUAAACAAGUUGAUCUGUGUGAAAGCUUUGAAAACCAGAUACAUUGGUGAAGUAGGAGACAUCGUAGUGGGACGAAUCACAGAGGUUCAACAGAAGAGGUGGAAGGUGGAGACCAACUCCAGGCUGGAUUCGGUCUUGCUGCUCUCGUCCAUGAACCUUCCUGGAGGAGAGCUGAGGAGAAGAUCUGCAGAAGAUGAGCUUGCAAUGAGAGGUUUCUUACAGGAAGGGGACCUUAUCAGUGCUGAGGUCCAGGCAGUGUUCUCUGACGGAGCUGUCUCUUUGCACACGAGGAGCCUGAAAUAUGGAAAACUAGGUCAGGGGGUUUUGGUCCAGGUUUCCCCCUCCCUGGUGAGACGGCAGAAGACCCACCUUCAUGAUUUGCCAUGUGGUGCCUCAGUGAUUCUCGGUAACAACGGCUUCAUCUGGAUUUACCCAACACCUGAGCACAAAGAAGAGGAAGCAGGGGGCUUCAUUGCAAACCUGGAGCCUGUCUCUCUUGCUGAUCGAGAGGUGAUAUCCCGGCUUCGGAACUGCAUCAUCUCGCUGGUAACUCAGAGGAUGAUGCUGUAUGAUACCAGCAUCCUGUACUGCUAUGAAGCAUCCCUUCCACAUCAGAUCAAAGACAUCUUAAAGCCAGAAAUAAUGGAGGAGAUUGUGAUGGAAACACGCCAGAGGCUUUUAGAACAGGAGGGAUAAGGAGGUGCUCCAGAAGCACAGGACUGUGGACCUUGCAGGAGUGAAGACUGUGAUGUGUGGUCCCCAUAUGUGGCUCAGCGAAGACUGGAGAGAUCAACCCUUUGUCAGCAUUGACGGCCCUGUGACGGCCUCCAGCCCACAGGCCUGCUUUCUCCUGUCCUAACACCAAGCCUGGGUGGCAGAUGAACAGUGCUUCCUUGGGUUGCCGGCUGAGUCCCAGUAUUAGGGAAUAGUUUCAGCUCUUUCAGAGUGCACAGUGUUCCAGUCGAAUGGGCUCCCAUCCUGGAAUAAUAUGGAGAAUGCUUUGUCUUCCACUCACUGUCAUUCACAAGGCACAGUGCCCCAUGAAAUUGCCCCAAUAGAAAACAUGGCAUCCCUGACCUCCAAAUGGUCUGUUUUGGCCUCCAUUCCUAUAUCCUUUAAAUGACUGAGAAUGCAGCUGGUAAAGUUGGAAGAAUAAAGUUAACCAAGCAGGCCAGGCACGGUGGCUCACGCCUAUAAUCCCAGCACUUAGGGAGGUCGAGGCGGGCAGAUCACCCGAGGUCAAUAGUUCGAGACCAGCCUGGCCAACAAGGUGAAACCCCAUCUCUACUAAAAAUACAAAAAAUUAGCCAGGUGUGGUGGUGCGCACCUGUAGUCCCAGCUAUUUGGGAGGCUGAGGUGGGAGAAUCACUUGAACCUGGGAGGCGGAGGUUGCAGUGAGCUGAAAUCGCGUACCGCACUCCAGCCUGGGUGACAGAGCAAGACUCUGUUUCAAAAAAAAAAAAAAACAAGCAGCCUUUUGCUUGGUUGGAAUCUGAUUUUCUGUUGCGUAUUCCUUGUAGCCAUAGAUGCGAUUAUCUCCACACCAGGCUGCCUUAAUCUGUCCUGCUUGGAGAGUGACUUGUAAGAUGCUGAAUUAUUCAUGAUAAUAGAGUGAAUGUUCCGGGUCCAUGUACUCAGAUAAACAUGAAGAAAAUAAGCUAAGAAAAAUGGAGAUCGGAAAAGCAAAGCUGUUUUCGUCCUAUAAUUGAAGUAGUGUGGUGCAUUAACUUGUGGAUAAUUCAGUUAAAAGAUAAAAAGACGUCAGAGUUCUCGCUGAAGAAUGUGAGAAUUCCUGUGCAUUGUUUUUUCUGAUGACUAUCUAAAAAUGGUGACCUGAUGUAGGUUUGGGGGAACAUUCUUAAAAAACAAGGGUGCUAUGUGCCUGUAAUCCAGCACUUUGGGAAGCUGAGUGGGCAGAUCACCUGAGGUCAGGAGUUCAAGACCAGCCCGGCCAAUACAGUGAAACCUCGUCUCUACCAAAAAUAGAAAAAUUAGCUGGGUGUGGUGGCACAAGCCUGUAUGUAGUCAGCUACUCAGGAGGCUGAGGCAUGAGAAUCGCUUGAAUUUGGGAGGCGGAGGUUGCAGUGAGCUGGUUGCAGUGCACCAUUGCACUUCAGCCUAGGUGACACAGUGAGACUGUCUCAAAAAGAAAAAAAAAAAGGCGGCCGGACGUGGUGGCUCACGCCUGUAAUCCCAGCACUUUGGGAGGCUGAGGUGGGUGGACCACAAGGUCAGAUCGAGACCAUCCUGGCUAACACAGUGAAACCCCGCCUCUACUAAAAAUACAGAAAAAACAAACCAUAGCCUGGCAUGGUGGCUGGCACCUGUAGUCUCUACUACUUGGGAGGCUGAGGUAGGAAAAUGACGUGAACCCGGGAGGCGGAGCUUGCAGUGAGCUGAGAUUGUGCCACUGCAUUCCAGCCUGGGUGACAGUGAGACUGUCUCAAAAAAAAAAAAAAAAAGGACUAUAUGCAAGUGCUGUCUUCACAUAUGUGGCGAACUAUUUUUUGUUUGUUUUUGAGACAGAGUGUCGCUGUGUUGCUAGGCUGGGGUGCAGUGGCUCGAUCUCGGCUCACUGCAACCUCCACCUCCUGGGUUCAAGCAAUUCUGCCUCAGCCUCCCAAGUAGCUGGGACUAUAGGCAUGCGCCACCACGCCCAGCUAAUUUUUGUGUUUUUAGUAGAGAUUGUUUCACCAUGUUGACCAGGCUGGUCUCGAUCUCUUGACCUUGUGAUCCACCUGCCUUGGCCUCCCAAAGUGUGUGGAUUACAGGUAUGAACCACUGCACCCAGCCAUAUUUUUUGAUAUUUAUAGACGUCUUUUUGUUUGUUUGUUUUUUUGAGACGGAGUCUUGCUCUGUCACCAGGUUGGAGUGCAGUGGCGCGAUCUCGGCUCACUGCAACCUCCGCCUCCUGGGUUUAAGCGAUUCUCCGGCCUAAGCCUCCCGAGUAGCUGGGAUUACAGGCACUUGCCACCACGCCCAACUAAUUUUUGUAUUUUUAGUAGAGGUGGCAUUCUACCAUGUUGGCCAGGAUGGUUUUGAUCUCCUGACCUUGUGAUCCCCCCGCCUCAGCUUGCCAAAGUGCUGGGAUUACAGGCGUGAGCCACUGCGCCCAGCUAUAGAUGUCUUAACAUCAUUGUUUUCUGUUCUUUUGUUCCGGGUAAUAAUGAGCUGAGGACAGCUGAGGAAGUGCUUGGCUGACAAAAUGCCUUCCGACAGAGCCCUAACUACUCCACGUAAACCUAGGACAGUCUCAGUGGUAGUAACUUUGAACACUGCAUUUGAUAACUGAAAUACAACUUGGCUCUUUUUCAUUAAAUGGUAUGCUUCUCUAUAACAACACAAUAAACAACUUCUUACCUCACUUUCUUUUUUUGAGACAGGGUCUCACUCUGUCACCCAGGCUGGAGUGGGGUGGCAUGGAUCACGGAUCACUGGAGCCUCUACCUCCCAGGCUCAAGUGAACCUAUCUUAGCCUCCCGAGUAGCUGGGUCCACAGGCAUGUGACGUACCACCAUGCCUGGCUUUUUUUUUUUUUUUUUUGAGACAGGGUCUUGCCCUGUCACCUAGGCUGAACUGCAGUGGCACAAUCACGUCUCAACCUCCUGGUCUCAACCAGUCUCCAACUUCAGCCUCCUGAGUAGCUGGGACUACAGGUGCUGAGCCACCACAUGUUGCCCAGGCUGGUCUUGAACUCCUGACCUCAAGCAACCCUCCUGCUCAAGCCAUCUUCCCACCUUAGCCUCCCAGAGUGUUGAGAUUACAGGCAUGAGCCACCACACCCUGCCUAUUUUUUUUAUUUUUACAAAUUUUUUUGUUGUUGCCCAGGCUCAAGCGAUCCACCCACCUUUGCCUCCCAAAGUGCUGGGAUUAUAUGUGUGAGCCACAGCUCCUGGCCUCCUUUUUUGUUUUUCCUAUCCCAAGUUGUAUUACUAGUUUUGGGGAGUUUGCAGACAAUUGAAUAUUCUAUAGGCUGUGUUGCAGCUUUAGAUGGAUCGACCUGUCAUGUUUUUGAGGUUAUCCAGGCUGUAUAUCUCUGGAGAGAAGGGAAUGGCAAAGAGUGGGAGUCUGAGUCAAGUUUGGUUUUGUUUUUUUAAGAGACAAGGUCUCUGUAAUCCAGGCUGCAGUACACUGGCAUGAUCAUGGCUCGCUAUAGACUUCGGCUCAAGCAAUCUUCCUGCCUCAGCCUCCUGAGUAGCUGGGUUUGGUUUUCCCCAGGGCCAUAUGUCAGCUAAUUUACCCUCCUCACUUGGUGUCUCCCAGCCUGCCAGCCUGUGCUGUUCAUCCAGUAUCUGCUGAAUGGUGAUUACCUAUUAAGUGGAACUAAUACAAAAGUCUGUCUAAAAGCAAUUUUUGGUGAUUAUUUCCUUGCAGUGGCCCACUAGAGGGCGCCGUUGUUAAGUGUAAUUCCAGUAGGUGUGUUUUUGUUUUUUUUUUUAAUGGAAUAAACUGAAAUCUUUACAUGGUACUGAA
Molecule: messenger RNA, 4706 nt
Organism: Gorilla gorilla gorilla (western lowland gorilla)
Lineage: Eukaryota; Metazoa; Chordata; Mammalia; Primates; Hominidae
Gene: EXOSC2
Product: exosome component 2
Exons: 9
Coding region: 48-929 (293 amino acids)
Biological process (GO): nuclear polyadenylation-dependent rRNA catabolic process; CUT catabolic process; U4 snRNA 3'-end processing
Cellular component (GO): nuclear exosome (RNase complex); cytoplasmic exosome (RNase complex)
Molecular function (GO): RNA binding
Source: RefSeq, a predicted model, not a curated record